This is a messenger RNA of Portunus trituberculatus (swimming crab), 9096 nucleotides long. RefSeq lists its product as uncharacterized. Gene Ontology annotation, cellular component: endoplasmic reticulum. The record is from RefSeq and is a predicted model, not a curated record. NCBI's taxonomy places the organism in Eukaryota, Metazoa, Arthropoda, Malacostraca, Decapoda, Portunidae.
GUGAACCCUGCUCACUGCUCAGUCACAUCCUCCGCCUUGUUAGGGAAGCGUCACCCUCCUUUGUACUCGUCGUUUAUCUGCACGUCACCUUCGUUCUCUGUAAACCUGUUGCAGUAUCAGUACCUGCUCUCAGUGAUAACCGAGUAGCGCAGUGUGGUGGUGUCAGUGUGCUGUGAGCAGCUGUUUAGGUGCUGACGUGUUUAUCGUUGAUAUCGUGGCUGGGGAAAUUUCCCUAGUGAAUGUGUGCACCAGUGUUUACCGUGAGCCUUACACGUCUUAUUUGUCAGUGGUUUGGAUCUUUCUGUAGUGUUUGCUCCACUGCAUUAUUGUAUCACCUUAAUCGAACAUUCGUCUUUAUUAAAUAGAGCUGUAUUGCUGUAGUGUCUGCAGUCAUACCAUGGAAUUCUCGACGUCUCCUUUAUCUGCAAUGUAAAGGUGAUUGGGGAUAUUUCUCCACAUCCGGGGAGACACCAUACAUACUGCCUGGCAGGACCCGCAUGUGACAGCCACGAUGUCGUUCCCGAGCGGUGCGUGCCUCCCUCCCUUCCCACCACAAUCCUACCGCCAGUCCAAAACGUCCACUGUCGACGACCAGUCAGACUCGGAUGACACUUUCUUUGUGCCGCGGCCACGGCGGCUAGCGUGUCAGGGGCAGCUGCCCUCCACGAGUCCCCCACGAAGCAACGGCAUGGUGCUCAUUUCUACCACUUCUAGAAACUUGGGUGACGAGUUCUGCGAUGUCAGUCUCGAAAACGCCGGUGAUGUGAAAGGCACCGCUGUAAGUUAUGGCAUCAAGAGUGAGAACAGUAAUGUCAGAAAAAACCUCCGACAGAUAGCGAAUAAGAUAAGGUCAGGCUCAAAAGAGCAUACGGCGGACGCCAUCCGACCCAGGUGCCCGCCAAAUCCCUCUAGGAUAAGGGGCACCUGUGGUCAGAUGAUUGACCUUCCACCUUUCGAAGCUUUCGGAGGUCGUGAGCCAGACUGUGCCUGCGGGAACGUGUGCAAUGAGCGAGGAUUCCCGUGUAGAACUGUAUGCUGCCCAGAGAAAAAACCUCCACAGCAGCCGCCCCACGGCUCUGCUUCGCCGCCAUCAGGGUAUAGCACCCUCUCAAGUCUGAUGCGAGCAGCAGACGACGUUACUUACGGUGAUUCCGACACUGCUACGGCCGGGAGCGACAACGGCACGCAUUAUUCAGCAAGAAGGCGACGUGUCAGUAGCAGCAUCGGAUCAGUCAGCACGGAGCGCUCUGAAGGGGAGAACAAACUAGGAGGAGAAAAUGAAGCAGAGAUAAAACCAGGAACAUGGAGGGACGAAGAAAGCCUUCGCAAACCGUCCCUAGUAGAUGGGUUGCUGCUGUCCAUCUACCGCAACCACCAACGCUACUGCAGCAGCAGCCUCGGGGAGUCAGACACCAUGACGGAGCACUCCACCACUUCAGAGCCCGCCGUCACCCGCUACCGACGCUGCAUCCCAUCCUCCGCCACCUCCUCCUCCUCCAGGGUGGUUCUGCGCAGGUUCAGACUCCAAAGCAAGCACGUGGCAGAGUUGAAGCUGCUGGUGUCGUCGCUGGAGGCUUCCUUGUCUGGCCAGUGUGCCUUGCUGGUGCGGGAACUCAAGAAGAGGGACAAACUGCGGCACAGGCGGGAUCAGCGGAACGAUGUGGUCACCGCCGUCCUGCACGCACUCUCCCAGAAGCGAAGCCAGGACACCAGGAUCCGCUUCUCCGUGGCGCCGCUGCCCGACUCUGGCUUCAGGCAGUGGCACGACGCCAUGAUGAUGUGUGCCAGGCUACCAGGGGGCAUCCCGCAGGAGUUUCGACGGCGGCUGUGGUUGACGCUGGCCGAGAAGCACCUGCAGGCGAGGGGCGUGAGCUGGCCGCACGCCGAGAGCUUCUGCUUCAACGAAUGGUCCAACCCUGACGACGACGAGCUGGGCGAUCAGAUUGUUAAGGAUCUCCAUCGUACCGGCUGCUCCCUGUUCUGCGGUGAGGAGGCAGAGGACAACCAGGCGAUGCUGAAGCGGGUCCUCUUGGCCUUCGCGCGCUGGAACAAAGGCGUCGGUUACUGUCAGGGCUUCAAUAUGCUUGCCGCUAUCAUUCUGGAAGUGAUGGAACGCCAAGAAUCUGAUGCACUGAAGGUCAUGAUCUACCUCAUCGAGGGUGUCCUGCCGGAGUCCUACUUUGCUAACAACCUGCGCGGUCUCAGCGUCGACAUGGCCGUCUUCCGAGACCUUCUGCGCCUCCACCUGCCUCACCUGUCCCGCCACCUGGAACACCUGCAGCACGACGCCGCCGACCUGACCACAGGAACCAUUUACGAGCCGCCGCUGACCAACGUGUUCACGAUGCAGUGGUUCCUGACGCUGUUCAGUAACUGUCUGCCGCGGGACACUGUGAUGCGGGUGUGGGACCUCACCUUCCUGCAGGGCAACGAGGUGCUGCUCCGCACGGCACUCGCCAUCUGGGACGGCCUGGCAAGGCGUAUCCUGGAAGUACAUUCGGCGGACGAGUUCUACACUGUGAUGGGUUUGCUGACGCGAGAAAUGCUGAGUACGGGCCUGAUGGACGCCAACAAGCUGGUGCAGACAGUGGUAGGCAUGGCACCCUUCCCCUUCCCUGGCCUGGCUGAUCUGCGGGACAAGUACACCUACAACAUUACACCUUGGACACAAUCAGUGUCGUCUGUGGCCAAGCGGGGACUUCGACUCUUCUAUUCUGACGACGACGAUGAUGAGAAUGAUGAGGACAACCAGACCAUUGCUGUUGCCACUGCUUUUGGUCUGUCUGGCAUCUUCAGGAAGACUGCUGAAAUUAACCGUGGUUCAUCGCCUGUUGGGGGAGUUGGCCCUAUCAUGUCCCCAGCUGGUGGUUUCCCUGCUGUGUCCACCCCACCCCCUCGUGUUGCCCAUGAAGGAAGGGAAAUCUCUCGCCCCAACCUGGACAUCUCUGCUCUCAAGAAGCAAUAUGCCCGCCUCAGAGAGAGACAGAAGCAGGCUCACAUCAUCCUUACAGCUUCCCAGCAGCGGGUGAGCUCCACCCUAGGCAGUGCAGGAAUGGUUGGCACAGGUGGCAGUGGACAGCGGGGCACACCACUUACCAUGAACCAUCUACUGCGAGGCAAGAAAGCAUUAACCUCCAAAACCAAACGAGUGGUGCCACAGGGUGUUAUUCCUGUUAUGAAGCCCAAAAAGAAAGUUGAACGUAAGCUGAGUGAUUCAAGCAGUAAUCGGCCAGUGCCUCAGCAGCCGUCAAAGCAGCAUAUGUCAAGCCAAGGCAUCCCCCCUCAUGCCCACUACCAAACCCUGAAAUGCCCUCCUAUCUCAGAAGGACCGAAAAAAAUGGAGACCCUACACUGGAAGGAUACACCCAGGAGGGAUCGCCGAGCAUCUCUCCCAUCAGGGGUCAAGCUUCUGGAGAAUUCAAGUCCCCGCGGAGUGUUGGAUGUGGCAGUAGAAAUAGAGGAUGAUGAAGGUGAGGGUGACAGUGGCAGCAGCACAUCUACUGAAUUAUGUGACGAUGAUGAAGAGGACAAACUAAGUGACCUUGAUCCUGAUUCAACAACUGAGCCUCGCCCUGCCACCACCUCCCCACGCCUUGAGACUGUUAAAGAAGACAGCAGUGCACCCUCAGAGGUUGAGGUCACUGCUUCAACACAAGCAAAGAAAGAUCAAAACCUCAAACCAGUGUCUUACAUUUCCUCAACCUCAGAUAAGCAGGGACCAGAAGUGUGUAGUGACUCAACUUUAGGCACAAACAGUGUAGAAUCACAAACUAAGGACGUCAAUCAAAAUCAACCAAACACUCAGAAACUGAAAAAUGACCAACUCCAUUCAGAAAAUGAACUUUUGUUGAAAACCACCACAACAACAGAGACAACUAAAAGUGAUGAUACUCUCCAGGGUUCAUCUGUAAUGAAAGUGUCCAAGGAACAAGAAAAUGAGGCUCCUAUGUGGGACUUAAAAGCAGGAAUCCCUCUGGAGGAUCUUCUUGCCAGGAAAAAUUUAACAGCAGCUGAAAUUAUUGCUAGAAUACCAUUUCCAAGUGAUGUCAGUUUCAUGAAGAACUCUUCUGAACCAACUGCUAAAAAUAGUAGUGUUAUUUGCCCCAAAACUGAAAGAAGUUGCUCUCCUUCUAGUAGCUUGCACAAUGUUACACCUGAACGUUCACCAGUGGAUAGUCCUAUUUUUAGAAUACCUUCUCCAGAAGUGAUUCAUGAACCUUCUUUAACCACAAAGGCUUCUCCAUGCACCUCACCUUCCAAGUCACUUACUUUCUCCUCAUCACCAUCACCAAGAGACUCUCCCAUCAACAAGGCCCCCAAAUCACCUACCAGAUCCUCAACAGUGUCACCAAUAGAGACUGAGAGUCAUACAGGUUCUGUAAAGUGGUCACUUGCAGGAUUACCUCCAAUUUCCUCCUCUGACAUCAUGAUGGAGGUAUCUCUUAUUCCACCCAAGUCUCCAAAGAUCACAGUUGAAGAUGACAAAAGUAAUGUUUUUGAAAUAUAUGAGGGCUAUUCUGGAACAGUAACCUCUCUGAAAGAAUUUGAUGAAAUUACAGAAGAAAACCUUGAAGUGAUUGAUUUGCCAGAAGAAAAUGAAAUUAAGACACAUAUUCAUCCCUCACUCUCUAUGGAUCAGUUGAUUACUGUUAGUGAAGGUGAAAGUUGUGUGACUAAGAGUGAUCUCAAUCUUGAAGAAAGAAUUCGCGAAAUUUUUGGGCAGGUUACCAUCCAAGACGGAGAUUGUGAAAGUAUUGUAAAAUCUAAAGAAACAAUGAACAGAGAUACUGUGACUGAAAACAAUGAUGAGAUUUCCAUUUUCAAAUGCUCAACAAAUGAUAGUAUAGAGUUUCCAGAUUUUACUUUAUUAAAUAAUAAGUUGGAAGUAAAAAGUGAUGAAGAAUCUGAGCCAUUAACUCCAGAGGUGUCUGUACCAGAAUCAGGAUAUUUGUGCCUUAAUAAGACUGAUGAGCAGUUGACAUGUUUUUCAGCAGUGGGAAAUUUUGACCAAAAUAAAAUGUAUGAUGAACCUCUUGUAGAAACUAAAGCUGCUGCUGAUCCUUCAAUAGUAAAUGGAAAUGAACUAGCAUCAGACACAUUACCUACUGCUGAAUCACCAGUAGAAGAAAAUGAAUUAAUUUUAGAAACAUCUAAGUCGGAAUCUCCAGUUAAAAGUAUACUAACUACAAUUUCUGGUACUAGUUCUUGGCUUUCUGUUAUGUGCAUGAGUGUUUGCAAAGAUGUAAAUUUCUCACCAGCUGCAAGCUGCAGUAAAUCUAUAAUGACAAACACCAUCUGUGAGGAUCAAAAUAGGAUUGUUAGUAUGUCACCGGGUAUGGAAGUGUUACCUGUAUUUUCUUCAGUCUUUAACAUUACAAAUACUACACUCUCACCUGCACAAGUUGAGUCACAUUCUGAGCUGUCAGUGCCGAGCAAGAGGGAGUCUCCAGAGCUCACUGUUGGUGAAUCAGAGCUAAUCCUGGAGAAGGAGGGAAGCAGUAUUGAGCCACUAACUCUCAUUGGUUUAAGCACUGUGACUUGUGUAAGUCCUACAACACCUAGUGGGUCAUCCCCAAGGCUGCCAUCACUUUCACCUGUCCACCCAGAGGCAAGAAUAUCAGAAUUCAGCCAUGUGGGUUUUCAGAAUGAACUAUCAGAGUUUAGAAAGCAGCUGAAUACAAGUUUCAAAAUUUCUCCUGUGGAAAGAGAUGAUGUAGUGUCUUUACUUAUGGUUGACAAAGAAAAAUAUGGACAGAAUUUCAAAUUUGAUACGCCAGCUUCAAUAUCAAAUGAGGAACCCUCUUCACUAUUUUCAAGUGAAAAUUUUUCAUCCGUCAAACUUUCAGUAGUUGAUUCAGUUUCUUCACCAAAAAAUCAAACAGAUGGUGAGCCUAUAUCUUCCUCUUCACUUACGGAUGGAAUAUCCACACUAUGUUUUACAGUAGGUACUGUUUCUCCUCUUAAAACAACACCAACCACUGACACAACUGUAACAUUCUCCUUACUGACUAGCCAGGAUAUUUGCUGUUCUCUGGCUGGCUCUAAUCUGAGAGGUUCUCUUCCUUUAAAUCUGUUGUCUCAAGAAACUUUGGCAAAUGUUAUUAGUGAUGACAUCCCAGAUCUGGAAUCUUCUAAUAACCAAAUGAAAGUUACCUUGCAAGAAAAUUGUCAUGCAACAUUAAUAGAGGCAUGCACUGAAAUGACUGAAAUUAAAACUCCAUUGGAUGAUUUCACUGUAGAAAGAGUUCUUCCUCCAUUACCUACACUCGAGGAAAGAAUUUCAGCCAUUCUUGGAACUAGUACAAAAAGAUCACCAUCAGCAACAGUAUAUGAUAGUAAAACACCUGAGGAACCACAGACAAUGACUGAUAAAGGUGGAUUGUUCUUUAUCAGAUCACAGUCAGAUUUCUCAUGGCAACCAAAGACAUCUCAGCAUGUGGAAGAGGAGGAGGAGGAGGAGGAGGAGGAGGAGGAGGAAAGAAGAAAGAAACUGAGGUGGAGGAGGAGGAGGAGAAGAAAGAAAAGGAGGAGGAGGAGGAGAAAGAGAAGAAAGAAAAGGAAGAGAAGAAAGAAAAGGAGGAAGAGGAGAAAGAGAAGAAAAAAAAGGAGGAAGUGAAGGAAGAAGAGAAAGUGGAGGAAAAGAAAGAAGAGGAAGAGCACAUACAGGAGCACAAAGAUAGUGAUGUGAAAGAGUGGAGUGGAGAUGGUGAAUUGAAGAAAGAGAUAAAGAAAAAUGAGAAUGGUACCAAAGAAAAGAUGUGGGAGAGAAAAGCAGAGAAAGAAGAGAUCAGCACCAAUCAGUCCUCCACAAUACUUACUUGGGAAGAACAAGUCACUUACCCUGUUGGACCUCUAGAAAGGGACUCCUCAUUAUCAGCUUCUCUUGAAGGCAGACUUUCUCUUUUUACCACUAGUGAAUAUGAGGAAGGUGAGGUAUUUUGCAGUGAGAUUAGUGAAGGAAAAGAUGUUCAUUAUUCUGAAGAUAAUGAUAAUGAUGCUGAGACCGAGACAGAUUUCUUCAAUGGCAAAGAUCUGAGUUCUGAAGCAAUCCGACAGAGACUGUGGAGAGGUGUAAAAUCACUCAGUCUAGAUGCUGAUGUUUCAAUGGACCCUGAUGUUUUCUGUUUCCUCAUAGAGCAAAGCUCAAAACAUUGUAGGAAAAACAAAGAUGAAGACAGGAAAACAAUGCCAAAGAGAAGAAACAGUGAAGUAGCUCUUCAAGAGCUUGUUAAAGAAAACACAGAAAUUAUUGAAAGAAUAUUAAAGCAAAAAUCACUUGAAAGUGCCACAUUGGGGAAAAACUAUGCCCUACCAAAGACCACUGAUGGAGAAUCAGUAUCACCAAAGGAACCAGAAAAACAAUCUGGACUUUCUACCUUUAUCAAAUUACUGAGGGAGAAGAGUGAGCGUGAAUCAUGUAUUGACCCUGAAUCUCGCAGGACUUCACCCUCUGACAUGACACCCACCACCACUGAGCCCCAUGAUGGAGCUGCAAGCCCAGGUAGCAGCACCAAAGUCUUGGGAACAAAGUCCAACAAGCAGGUUUCUCCUCCAUAUAUGAAAAGCCUCUCAUCUGAGAAAAAAUCUAUCAGUAAGAAAGAUGAAAAUGUCACCAUAUUAAGUCCAACUCAACCAAUCACCUUUAAUCCUUUUCCAACUAGAAAUGUACCACGCCAACCCAAGGAAAUUACCGUAAAGUUAGGUCUUUACAGUCCCUCCAAGAAAACAACCACAUCAUCAUGAAAAUCAUAUUGUUUUAAUCAUAUCAUUAAAAACUAUAGUUUUUGCCAUGUAUAUAUGGAAAUAUUUGUAUACAAUUGUUCUUUAGGGCAGCAAAUUUUAACUCCACACUCAGAUACGAUAAAAUGACAGUGUAUCUAUUUCUAAACUAUGAAUAGUUUCAGUUAAAAAUUUCCAGGUGAUAGUAGAAUAUAAGUAUUGGAAUACUGGUUGGUACAGUGAAAAAUAUGAGUAUCAAAACUAUGAUGCUUUUGUGAAACAGUAUGGCUUUGUUGUCAGAACUAUCAUUGCAACAGAUAGAUUAACAGUGAUGGUAAUUAGCUUAAUUAAAUCAUAACAAUCCAUCAUGACAAGUGGUUGAAACAGAUGAGGAUCCACAUCUGGCAAAUUCACAAUCCUGAAACAAAACAGAUAUCAAUCUGGCUGGCAAGAGGGGAGUGAGUCUAGUUCCAACCAGCAGCCAACCAACAAUUGCCCAUUCUCCAUAUUCCCCCCACCCCAUACCUACCAACUUUAUUAAUAUUAUUAUUAUUAUUAUUGUUAUUAUUAUUAUUAUUAUUAUUAUUAUUAUUAUUAUUAUUAUUAUUAUUAUUAUUAUUAUUAUUAUUAUUAUUGUCAUCAUCAUCAUCAUCAUCAUCAUCAUUGUUAAUAUUAUUAUUAUUUUUAUUCCCAACCAACACCCAAUUCGGUCUCCUCAUACAUCUGUCAUUCUGGCAGACAUUCCAUGUCUAAUUCCAGCUAAUUACCUACGUAUUUUGUUUAGUUGCAGACCUGCACUGAUAGGUACAUGUGUCCGUGCCUGCCUACCAUCUAUAACCUGGCAGCUGCUUUGUAUGCCAGUUUCCCACAGAAAUUUUUAAUGGUGAUGUUAAGUUGUAACAUCUUAAAUUUUGUAUGAAUUUCUUUUAGUGAAUCUAUCUGAAUGCUUCCAUUAUGAUUUUAACCUUAUAAGGUUUUUAAGGAUAAAUCAGCUGGCAAAUUAUAGACCACUUGAGGUUGCUAUUAAGAAUGAUGAGGGAACAGAUGGAGGUUGAAGAGCAUUGAGAAAAAAAUAUUAAAAAAGAAUAGGCAUCAAUAUCUUGUGAAUAGAAUUAAUUUGAAGUUUGAAAACUGAAACAGAAACUAGUAUUGCACAUGUUAUACAAAAGAGGACUAAAUAAAACUGAGCUUGAAAAAAAUGUAUUCUGAUAUUAUGCUCACAGUAAAUGAAUAACAGAUCAAGGGAGUUCUGUAUUAUAAGUCUUAGGAUGUGAUAUGGCCUAAUUAUGUAGUAAAUAAGGGAUGAUGCAUAAAUAUAUAAACAGAAGGUCUGAAGACUGUUCAAAUAUAUAUUCAUAAAAUAAACAUUGAAAAGUU